Glycine soja is the source of this 1978-nucleotide messenger RNA. Its product is annotated as BTB/POZ domain-containing protein At3g50780-like. NCBI's taxonomy places the organism in Eukaryota, Viridiplantae, Streptophyta, Magnoliopsida, Fabales, Fabaceae. The transcript has a single exon. The record is from RefSeq and is a predicted model, not a curated record. The coding region runs from base 214 to 1671 and encodes 485 amino acids.
UAAUUCAACUAGAAAAAUAUUAUUAUGUAAUUGUGUUUGUGUUGUUAUAAAAAGAAGAGAGAAAGAUAAUGAUUCUUAAAAAAACGGAAAGAAAAAUCUAGACUAGUUGAAGAAAGAAACGCUUGUCUUUCCCUCCGUCCCCAGUCUGGAGCAUCAUCAUGAUCCGUUCCCUUCCAAUUUACCCCAAAAAUUAAAAUAUACUAUUUCAUUCCAAUGUUUCCCAAGAAGCGGCAACGCACCACCGCAGCCUGCCGUUCCUCCUCCACACUCGCCACCAUCUCUUCCCUCUCCGACGUAACCCUAACCGAAAUCUCCCAUAACCCUCGACCUUCCUCUCCCAUGCCCGACGACCGUCCCUCCCCCGCGGCGGAAGACGCUCUCCAUUAUAACGACGCCGCCACUGCCGACGUCGUCCUCCGCCUCUUCAUCGACGCUUCCUCUCCGCUCUAUUCCGCCACCGCCGACUCCGUUUCCAACUCCGACCUCCACGUCUACCUCCAUUCCGACGUCCUCCGCCGCUCCAAAUACUUCUCCGCCCUCCUCUCCGACCGGUGGAUCGGCCACGUCCACUCGCCGGAGCACUCAUCCUCCUCCAACCGCGAUCUCUUCCGCCUCAACCUCGGCGUGGCUCCCGCCGCCGGCUCGAUCCAGUUGCAUCUCAUCGUCCUGGAGCUUCUCUACACGAACGACUUCGCCGCCGCGGUGGACAGCGCGUCGAAGGCGCUGGAUCUGUUACCGGUGGCACUGGAACUCCUCUUCGAGGAGUGCGUGCGCUGGUGCGUGGAUUUCCUCGAGGCGGUGCCGUGGACGGAGGAGGAAGAGAAGCGAGUAGUGAGAUUAAUCCCCUUCCUUAGCGAGAAAGAGUCGAAGGAGCUGGUGGCUAGGGUUUGGCCUUCGGGAGAGGACUCAUGCGAAGCGAUGCUGCAAGGAUUGAUUUCCUCGGCGAUGAACAGUUACGGCAACACUGCGUUCGUGAAGGCUUUCGUAGGGAAGAUUCUUCGGGAUCUGUCUUCGAGGGAGACGGCGAAGAGAGUGUUGGAGAAGGCGUUCAGGAAGAGCUUGAAGACGGUGAAGGAGUCGUUGGAGGAUUAUUCGAGUCCAGUGUUCAGAGGGGAUCAGAACGAGACGGAGGCUAUUCAGAGGCUGAAUCUGCAUAAGGCAUCAACAAAUGGGAAGCAUCUUCUGUGGCUGGUGGAGAGGAUGAUCGAGCUUAGGGUUGCCGAUGUGGCCGUCAGGGAAUGGAGCGAGCAAGCUGGCUUCACUGCUGAUUUGCAGAGGGCGUUUGGUGAUGAUGCAUGGAGGAACAUUGUGCCUGGCCUUCCUGCUGUUAUUCUCAGGUGUACAUGUAGGCUCGCCAAUGCUGUCUCUGCUGGCACCAUUCUCGCCUCUAGACAGGUCAGAAGGAAGCUCGUACAAGAUUGGCUCCCGGUACUGCUUGUAUGCAAAGAUAAUGUUUCACCCAGCAACAAAUCAUUGCAUCUGGAACUGGAACAAACCUUCUUGCGAAUCAUCUCCACAUUGCCCAUGUCAGAUGCUCAAGAAUUGCUGCAGCGCUGCCUCAGCUUUUCAACCCGAAAUGUUGAAGAUUGUCCUCAUUUGGUCACUGCAUUCAACACCUGGUUCCGCCGUGCGGCCCGACCCCUCAAACCAUAUUCUCUCUUUGAUCAAUGACAUGUCUGUUCUGUUUGGUUCGCGUGUUGUCAAAUAUUGUUCAUAUGUAAAUACUAUGUUCAGAAAGUUUAACUUUGUACAUAUAAAUCGAAACUAAAUGUCUUGUCUUGUAGGGACCAAACCAGCCAAAAUACGUAGUUCUUGUCUUGAGGCCAAUGGCUAAUGGGUUCCUUGGAAUGCAAGAUUUUCAGUUCUGAAGUUUUGGUUCGCCGUUGCAUGAUUUGCGGGUGAAACGCUGCUUAAGAAAUUUUGGCUCAAAAUAAAGAUACCAGCCUUGAUUUGACCUGCUGCAAAAAAAAAAAAAAAA